GGAGGCAUUGUCACGUGUUGAAUUAUGUCAGUCGUGACAAGGACCUUAUCAAAAUGGCGGCCAAAGGGUUCUCGUUGCUUGCCAAAGUCAUGUCGGUCGCAAGUUGCCUCCCCUUACUGUCUCUCAUUCUUUCCACACUGAACCUCGUGCAAGUGUCCGGACUUUUAUGUUACUCCUGUUCACACGUGGCUCACCAAAGGGACUGUACCCGUAUUGUACAAUGCGGAUCUCACGAAAAAUGUUUCGGUCGGAGGUUCUUGACACCAGAUGGAUUGACUUAUUUCUCUUCAGGAUGUGAAUCUGUUGCUGGCUGCUCAGCGAGACGAUCAUUCAACAUUCCACACGACAGUCAGCACAAGAUGACGAGGCUGGGGAGUGGGGACAUCCAGGCGUGUGACCAAUGCUGUGAUGACAAAGAUUACUGUAACGUACAACUGUGUGACAUUCCUAUACAAUUAAAAGAACGGUGUCUUUUCUGUGAUGACGUCAUAAAUCCUGAAGACUGCAACCUUUCUCUUCAAUGUGACGAAGACCAGUACUGUUACACUGAACAUAUUUAUGUGAACCGCGAGAAGCGGUUUCGAAUGGGAUGCGCUCAUAGAACGGGGUGCAAGGUGGGGAUAACAUCCACACCAUCCCCUGGGCAGGUCGCUCCUGUGGUUGGACGGAGAGAGACGGGGGUGAGUUACCUAAACCGCUACAAGGAAGCCCUCCCUGGGGGAGACUACUGCGCCAAGUGUUGUACGGGGACCAACUGUAACAGGGACCUUUGUACAAGUAGACAAGUGGUGAACCAGUACGAGUUGACUGCCCCUCCUUCGUUGGUCCUGUGUCAGGACUAUGAGACAUCCUCGUGUAGGGACAGCCUGGCAAAGGACCCCACCUUCUGUGAUGACCCAGCCAACAAACGCCUCUUCUGUCCGCGCACCUGCAACACAUGCAGUGGAGGGGGUUUGCCACUACCAGUGGUGACAACUACACAACAGUCUGUUACGAACCCGGUGACUUCAAUGACCACAACUCCUCUAGCUAAUUGUACGGACGGAAUGAACUGCGCGCAGUAUGCCGACUUUUUCUGCAGUCCUACCAACCCGUCAGGAAUAGAUGUUUGUCCAAUCACCUGCAAAAACCCAAGAUGUGUGGCUUCUGCUUCAACAACCACAGCGGCGCCCCUUGAUUGUUCGGACCCUAUUCCCCGCUGCCAGUGUGAAUAUCUAGAGAAAAACCUACAGAUCUGUCAAGAUGGCGACCCGGAACUCCAGAAGUUCUGCUGCUUCUACUGCAGAGAAGUAAACAAUCCAGGAUGGAGCUGUAAUGACACUGACAAACUUUUUUGUGACAGCAAAGAGAACGACUUCUCUAACCAAAUACAAGGUCUUAACAUUACAUGCCACGCAAAUUAACAAAUAUGUUUUCAAUAAAAUCGUUAAACAUUA
Molecule: messenger RNA, 1436 nt
Organism: Magallana angulata
Lineage: Eukaryota; Metazoa; Mollusca; Bivalvia; Ostreida; Ostreidae
Exons: 15
Coding region: 54-1403 (449 amino acids)
Source: RefSeq, a predicted model, not a curated record